ACUGCAACCACCUGUUCUGCCCGCCUUAUUUCUCUCCUACUCAGUCGCUCUUUUCUAUCUUGCUCGCACAAUGAUCCCCUCAAUAAUGGCCUUGGCGCCGGUCGCCCUCCUCUCCCUUUUCACGUCGAGUACCCAAGCUGCCUCGUUACAUCAUAGGGCGACGACAUGCAAUGGUCACUCUGAGCUCUGCGGAAAGAGCUUCGGAAACGUCACAUUUGUAGGUGCGCAUGAUUCGUAUGCCGUAGGAACAAACAACUUGGCGGCGAAUCAAGACUACAAUGUGACGCAACAGUUAAAUGAUGGGAUUCGCAUGCUGCAGAUGCAGACACACAAUCAGAAUGGCGUGAUACAGUUAUGCCACACGUCCUGUGCGCUGUACAACGGAGGAACUCUCGAAACCUACCUCAGCUCAGUCAAGACAUGGAUGGAUGCCAAUACCAAUGAUGUGGUAUCCCUUCUCAUCGUCAACUCGGAUGGUUUCAAGCCAUCUGACUACGACAGUGUAUUCAAAUCUGUCGGCUUGGACUCUAUCUCGUUCUCUCCCAGUGCAUCUUCUCUUACGUUCGACAGCUGGCCCACUUUAGGCAGCAUGAUUGACUCGGGCAAACGACUUGUCACCUUCUUGGCCUCUGGGGCAGAUUCUACGUCCGUGUCUUAUCUCAUUGAUGAAUUUACUAAUAUCUGGGAGACUGCGUAUGAUGUCACUGAUACCACCUUCGAUUGCAAUGUCAAUCGGACGAACGGUGAUACGUCCACUCAGAUGUAUCUGAUCAACCACUUCCUGGACAAAAUUAUACUUGGCCAGCCUGCACCGGAUUCCUCACGCGCCAAUACGACGAAUGCUGUCAGUGGCGUAGGGUCUCUCGGCCAGCAAGUAGAAACUUGCGCAGCUCAGCACAGCCGCAACCCCAAUUUCAUGCUUGUAGAUUUCUAUGAAUAUGGUGGCGGCUCUGUCUUCCAGGUUGCUGCCACGGCAAACGGCGUCACCUAUAAUCCAGCGACUCCCGUUCCAUCGCCCGUAUCCUCUUCUUCCUCUUCCUCGUCAUCGUCGUCAUCGUCUUCCGUCUCCACCUCUAGCGCCGCGAUUCCAGCUUUUAGGAUGUCAAGCAACUAUCUGGGAGUGUUUGCGACCCUGUUUGUUGGUUUCUUCAUUGGAACUUGCAGCGUUGUCUAAACACAUAUAUCCUGCACACACUAUCUACACCUUGAGCUUGACGGACCUUUAGCACACUUUCCCUAGUUUCGAGCACGGACUCGUAAUAUCAGUUCUGUACGAAG
This is a messenger RNA of Heterobasidion irregulare TC 32-1, 1278 nucleotides long. RefSeq lists its product as uncharacterized. Bases 86 to 1174 code for a protein of 362 amino acids. The transcript has 9 exons. Gene Ontology annotation, molecular function: phosphoric diester hydrolase activity. Lineage: Eukaryota; Fungi; Basidiomycota; Agaricomycetes; Russulales; Bondarzewiaceae. The record is from RefSeq and is a predicted model, not a curated record. Gene Ontology annotation, biological process: lipid metabolic process.